This is a messenger RNA of Kogia breviceps (pygmy sperm whale), 2210 nucleotides long. RefSeq names its product transmembrane protein 182 (gene TMEM182). Gene Ontology annotation, cellular component: membrane. NCBI's taxonomy places the organism in Eukaryota, Metazoa, Chordata, Mammalia, Artiodactyla, Physeteridae. The record is from RefSeq and is a predicted model, not a curated record.
CUGGGCUGGAGUCCGGCCAGGGCAGAGCAAAGGCAGUACAAAUCCACCGGCUGGGUGCGAGGGCGAAGCCACCCAAACAGGAGCUAAGAGGCACUUCUCAAGAAGAUUCUGCCUACUCCAAAAUCUUUCUUCUUUUUUGUUGAGGAGCUAAGUGUUAGCUAGUUUUUAUUCUCUUAUUUUAUUUAAAGGGAAACCAGUGAACUGAAAAUGAGACUAAAUAUUGCCAUCUUCUUUGGGGCUCUCUUUGGUGCUUUGGGGGUUUUACUCUUUUUGGUUGCUUUUGGAUCAGAUUAUUGGCUUCUCGCGACUGAAGUGGGAAAGUGUUCAGGUGAACAGAAUAUAGAAAACGUCACUUUCCACCAUGAAGGAUUCUUCUGGAGAUGUUGGUUUAAUGGGGUUGUGGAAGAGAAUGAUUCCAAUAUCUGGCAGUUCUGGUACACCAAUCAGCCACCAUUGAAGAACUGCACGCAUGCUUACCUGUCGCCGUAUCCCUUCAUGAGAGGAGAGCACAACUCGACCUCCUAUGACUCUGCAGUUAUUUACCGUGGCUUCUGGGCCAUCCUGAUGCUUCUUGGGGUAGUUUCUGUGGUGACUGCGAGCUUUUUGAUCAUCUGCGCAGCCCCCUUCACCAGCCAUCUUCUCUAUAAAGCCGGGGGAGGCGCCUACAUCGCCGCAGGCAUCCUGUUUUCCCUGGUGGUGAUGCUGUAUGUCAUCUGGGCCCAGGCAGUGGCUGACAUGGAAAGCUACAAAAACAUGAAAAUGAAAGACUGCUUGGAUUUCACCCCUUCUGUGCUGUACGGCUGGUCAUUUUUUCUGGCCCCAGCGGGGAUAUUCUUUUCUUUGCUAGCUGGAUUACUAUUUCUAGUUGUUGCACGGCAUAUUCAGUUUCAUCACUAAUCAAACUGUUGCCACCAGUAUUUUCUUGAGAGAUUUUAACUCAGAGCAUUAAAAAAAAAAAUUUGUCUCCAUGAUCCUAGCAUAGAAUGAGUUGAUGUAACUUUUUAGCUGCUAUGUGAAUUAUCCAUUUUACUUGUGAUCUUCUCUGAUAAGAGGGUCCUAGAAUCUCUCCAGACUCCAUCUUGCUUUUAUCUUAUCUAAGUGCUCUCAAGAAUCUAGUUUUUUAGGGAACAGGUAACAUGGGCCUUCCCUUCACUGCACUUGUUAGAGUUUGCGGGUAACAAAGGCCUGGCAGUAGCAGAAAACAGUCACCAGGGGCAAAUCAUGAUUUGAGUUAAGUGUCUUCCUUGGCAUUCACUUCUGCUGCUAUUAAAAAAACCCUUUGGAAUCCCAUAUCUGAUAAGAGGUUAAUAUCCAGAAUAUAUUAAGAACUCCUACAGCUUAACAACAAUAACAGCAACAAUAACAAAGCAAAUACCAGAUUUUAAAAGGGGCAAAGGACCCAAGCGGACGUUUCUCCAAAGAUGAUGUACAAAUGGCCAAAAGAAAAAAUAAAGUCCUUUGGAGAUUAAUUAAGAACAACAAACAAAUGUUGUCAGAGAAUUUACUCCAUUUCUUCUCCACACACAUAAAUAUCCACAUACACGUAUACUGACACCUGUGAGCAGAUUAUUCCUUAUUUAAAAAUAGCAGUUGUUCUCGUAGCAGGGGCUGCGUGAAUUCAUCAAUUACAAUGGGUCACAACAAAAACAACACGUACUUAUUCCGCUUUCUUACCAAAAACAAGUUUGGUUAUGUAAUGUAUUCACUUAAUUGUGCAUGCUUACAUAAAUCUUAAACUAUAUUUAAAAGAAGCAAAUCUGUACACCAAACCACAUACAAUGAAGAUUGGAUUUUUAUGAACUCAAAGUGGGUUAAUUGUAUAUGUAAUAUGGUUGAAAACAUGUAAAAACCAAGCGCCUUCACUUCGUACAUAAUUCUAUUCGAUAUUUUUAGAUUUCAUUUAAAAAUUAUAUUGCUAAUAUGUUCAGCAUGUGAAAAUUUAUUGAUGAAAUGUGCUUUUAAUAUGCACUCAACUCUAAACUUUCGAAAUACUUCCAGAUGAGGAUGAUAACAGCCUUGCUUUAUUAAAGACCAUGAAAUGUGAACUUUUCCCAAGGUCUUAUGGGUUAUAGUUCUUCUGAUCUUUUGAUUCCCUUAACUAUCGUCCCUCCCCGUCUUCAGCUUUACAGCAGGUAUGUUAACAUUUACAGAUCUGCUAUUUCCUUUAACCUCUUGGAAGAUAACUUUCUGGGGAUGGUUGUGGGAAUGAU